AAAUAUAGCAUUUGUUCUAUCUGACUGAAAACGUCGGUUUUUGAGAUUGAAUUGUUUCUCACUUUUUUCCCUACAUAUUCUAAGUGUAGUUAGUUAAUUUAUUAAUUUUUGGAUUUCAGGUUACACGCAAACAUGGGUUUGACUAUAUCUAGUGUAUUUACUAGACUCUUCGGCAAAAAACAAAUGCGUAUCCUUAUGGUUGGCCUUGAUGCUGCGGGCAAGACUACUAUACUUUAUAAACUAAAAUUAGGAGAGAUCGUGACUACGAUACCGACUAUUGGUUUUAAUGUUGAAACUGUAGAAUAUAAAAACAUCAGUUUUACAGUGUGGGACGUCGGCGGUCAAGACAAAAUCAGGCCACUAUGGCGUCAUUAUUAUCAAAAUACCCAGGGGCUUAUUUUCGUAGUAGAUUCAAGUGAUACCAAAAGAAUAGCGGAGGCUGAAGAAGAACUCGCAAAUAUGCUAAAGGAGGAUGAAUUGAAGGAAGCAGUUAUAUUGGUGUUUGCAAAUAAACAAGAUAUGCCAAAUGCUAUGACGGCAGCGGAACUUACUAAUGCACUUAACUUAAACAACCUCAGGAGUCGCCGUUGGUACAUUCAAGCUACAUGUGCAACGCAAGGGCAAGGUCUGUAUGAAGGUUUAGACUGGUUGUCAAAUGAACUAGCAAAGAAGUGAGAUCCAAUAUAACAGACAGUCUCAGGGAACUAGUAUGCUGCACAUUCCCACAUUGACUGACAACUUUCAACAGAGUGAAUGUUGUUCAAUUCUAUCCAAAAGACUAUGAAAAAAUGUAAUGUAAUUAAUUAAUAGGGUAGGUAAUAGGGUCUUUUAUCACCCAUUAUUUCCUCUUAUUAAAAUUAUUAAAGUUUGCAAUGGUACUCGUAUGUACCUUAAAAAUUGAAUGCCAUGCUGACAAUUGGAAUGAACAUCAAAAUUUAAUAAUCUUUUAUAUCAUAUAUUAAAUAUUAUAUAUAGAAGUUCAUCAUGCUACAGUUUAUUAAAUAUUAAUUGGUGGUAAAAGCUCCAUAAGAUAUUCUUUCCAAUAUUCUAUCAAAGUUCAUCUUUAAAGUAAUAAAAAGAAUAUUGACAUAAAACUGUUAAGGAGGUCCAUUUUUAGUAUUUAAUUUUUAGUUUAUUUAUGUAAGAAGUAUAUAGUUUGCAAAUAAUGGUUUUCUAUUAUUUAAUAUGUUAAAAAAACAAAUAUUGUUUUGUAUCAGUUAUGUGUAUAGUGUGAUUUAUCAUUGAUGCAUUUACAUGUUUAUUAAAUUGUUUAAUGUAUGUCUAGAAAAUUUCCAGCACAAUAUAUUAGUAUGUAUCAGAGUACAUAUACCAUACCAACUAUUGGUUGCAAUAUGCAUGCUUACAAUUAUAUAAAGUGAUAACUGGUAAUAGUGACAAUAAAUUUCAAUUUAUUGCAAAUCAUGCCUUCAAUGACCAUUAUUAAUAAAGGCUAGAUUUAUAUUCAUUAAUUUAUUCUUUAAAAUAAUUUUAAUAUUGCAUAACAUAUAGUUAACUAUAGUGUUCUUGUCUUGUAUUCACCUAUUUUUCUGUAUAUUAAUGCAGCAGCAUUUUUAAUAGCAGUGUAUAUCAAUACAGCCAUAAAAUGGAAUAUACAACUGUUCCAUUUUAUGGCUGUAAGAAAAGAUUACCUACAUGAUUAAUUUGUCUUUGUAAUGUAAUGGAGUUUUGUGUGACUGGCCUAGGUAAAUUUACCAUCUUGCCUAUUUAUGACGUGAAACAGCAAUACUGUUUCAUAUAAGUAACUGUCUGAAGGGUAAGAUGGCCAGUGCAAAUUCCCAACACAAAAAACACGACAUGGUCCUCAGUAGUAGCAGCUGUGAGGGGCCAUGACUGACACUUUAUAUUCCGUGGGGUCCAUAUUGUUAUGUCAUUGGCCAUUAAGUGGACCAUCAUUUGGUACUUCCAGUAAAAUACAAAUGGGAUCUUAAUAUUUAUUUGUAUUGUCACGAUCUCUUUGUUACUAAAGUGCUAAUGUGAACAUAAUGUUAUAAAAAGUAUAUUAUCAUUUAACUAUUUACUUUUAAUGUAAGAUUUGGAUACAAUGUAUAUAAUGUAAAAUGUCCUAUUGGCCAAAUGAUACCUAUUUUAAUAUUGUCUAAUGUGAUUUAAUGUCUGCUUCAUUACCAUAAAUUUCAGCCUUUAAAAUGCGUUAAACGUUUUGAAAUAGUGGCAAAUAAAAUAUAGGUGUAAUUAAAAA
This is a messenger RNA of Galleria mellonella (greater wax moth), 2218 nucleotides long. RefSeq names its product ADP-ribosylation factor 2 (gene Arf102F). The coding region runs from base 133 to 675 and encodes 180 amino acids. NCBI's taxonomy places the organism in Eukaryota, Metazoa, Arthropoda, Insecta, Lepidoptera, Pyralidae. The transcript is spliced from 4 exons. Gene Ontology annotation, molecular function: GTPase activity; GTP binding. The record is from RefSeq and is a predicted model, not a curated record. Gene Ontology annotation, biological process: intracellular protein transport; vesicle-mediated transport. Gene Ontology annotation, cellular component: cytoplasm; plasma membrane.